ACAUCCGGCUUAGCGCUAAUAUUUCUUGGCUUGUGGAUGUUGCUGGAUCCAAAGAGAAACUACAUCCUUGAUCUCGUUGACUUCUCAGAAGAUGAUCCUUUACUGACUUUUGCUUCAUAUAUCGCAAUCAUUGCUGGGGUGGCAACGUUGUUCGUAGGCUUCAUCGGAUGCUGUGGUGCAGUGCAGCGUAUGAGAUGUCUACUAGUUGGUUUUAUCCUGUGCUUAUUCGUCUUAUUUCUUGCCGAUGUUGCAAUUGGAACAUUAGCACUAGUCUACCGAAAUAAGGUAAGUCAUGAUCGAUGUAUUGCUUAA
Molecule: messenger RNA, 312 nt
Organism: Strongylus vulgaris
Lineage: Eukaryota; Metazoa; Nematoda; Chromadorea; Rhabditida; Strongylidae
Source: the annotation of a GenBank genome assembly